GCUGGUUUGUAGUCAGUGGGCUCCAGGGAAAAGGGUCUCCAGACUUUCAGGAGUGACUGUUGUUGACUUCUUGACAGUGUGGUGCUACCUUGAUGCCAAGUGAUAAUUCACGUGAUGGUAAACUUGCUCUCUUUCCAGGGUCGCAGGAUGCUGCUCAUGAUCUGGAGACGAUGAAGAAGUAUAAGGUUACUCAUGUUCUAAAUGUGGCAUACGGAGUCCAGAAUGCCUUCCUCAAUGACUUUAUAUACAAGAGCAUUUCUAUUCUGGAUCUCCCAGAAACUGAUAUUACCUCCUACUUCCCAGAAUGUUUUGAGUUUAUUGAGAAAGCCAAGAUCCAGGAUGGCGUGGUACUGGUUCACUGUAAUGCAGGAGUCUCUCGUGCAGCAGCAAUAGUCAUUGGUUUUCUAAUGAAUUCAGAAGGACUCAGUUUUGCUAGAGCCUUUUCUUUGGUGAAAAAUGCAAGGCCUGCUGUUUGUCCAAAUCCUGGCUUCAUGGAGCAGCUUCACAAGUACCAAGAACACAGUAAAAGGGCAAAUGGAAGCAUAAAUGAUCAUGACUGAUCAAAAGGGAGAAGUGAAACAAUCUAUAAGUAUACAGUAACAGAUGUUGGAUGUACUUUAAUCUGUCAUUUUGCAGUUCCUUUUCACAUGUGCAUUUAAAAUUCAUUCUCUACACAUUUUUCUUCUGUGUUUCCCCCUCCUGUUUUCAGCAUCUAAUCUAGAGGCCAAAUGGUGUUCUACUGACUUCAGAGAAGAUUUGGCUCAAGAACCAGCUCUUCCUAGAGCAACGUUAGAAAGAUCAAGUUCUCUUUUCCUUGCAAUAUUAGAAAAAACAGAAUGAUGGGCUUUAUUGAACCAUCAGACAAUGCAGGCAAUAGAGACAGAACAUAAAAUGAUAACUGAGAUAAUAAAGUUGCCGUUUUUACUUUAAUACUAAACCAAAUCUUUAUCCAUUCUAGUUGAUUGUAACACCUAGAUAAUAAAAUAUUCCUGUAAUACCAUACCUUGCUAUUAGGUCUUGAUUUGGUGUUGCAAAGAAAGAAGAUUUUAUUGAAUUUCAUGGGCUAGCCAGCUGAUAAAUAUUUUUAGAAAUUAAACCAGGUGGUCUUUUGAUGGAAUUAAAAAAGGCAUGGAGUGCUUUAAUGCUUUAUUUCUUUUUACUGUUUCCCAUCAAGUUGUGUUUUGAAGUGCACUAACGUGAUGUUUUUGAAAUGCUGGAACCAGGCGAUCAGUUUUCAUUUUGGUAGAUUGUUUCAGUGAAGAUAUGAAAAAUGUUUAAAGCAACAUCUCUCAGACUCACUGCUACUGCCUUUUUUUGUAUCCAGUUCUCCUCUCCACUCUCACUCCGUUCAGCAUCACCUAAAAAGAACAGCUGUGAUAGGAUAGAUGACUUUGGCUUUUUGUCUUGUUAUCCUCCUGCCACAUCUCAGGCUGGAAUAACCAUCUUAGGAUGACACUUCAAAAAAAAAAAAAAA
Molecule: messenger RNA, 1474 nt
Organism: Struthio camelus australis
Lineage: Eukaryota; Metazoa; Chordata; Aves; Struthioniformes; Struthionidae
Source: RefSeq, a predicted model, not a curated record